AUGCUUAAUAAACAAUUGAUCUUAUUAGCAUCACUUAUAGUGAGUGCUUGCAAUACACAAAUACAAGGAGUAAGUCCAGAUAAACAACAUUUGUAUCAACCAAUAGAAAUCAAUGGUAAGCAGUAUUGGCAGUGUUUGAAUGAUUCCUCAAUUAAAUUGACCUAUGAUCAAAUCAAUGAUGAUUAUUGUGAUUGUCCAGAUGGGUCUGAUGAACCAGGUACAAAUGCAUGUCCAUAUAGUUCAGAAUCCCCCAAAUUGUUCUAUUGUGAGAAUAAGGGUCAUAUUCCUGGAUAUAUUGAGAAUUAUAAAUUGAAUGAUGGGGUAUGUGAUUAUGACAUUUGUUGUGAUGGUUCAGAUGAAUAUAAAUCAGGGAAUUGUGAGAAUAAGUGUGUUCAAAUCCACGAACAAUAUGUAAAGCAUAAAGAACGGAUUGAGGAUUUCAUUGGUAAGGCAUUGAAGAAGAAAGAGACAAGUAUUAAAUUAGCAAAACAUAGAAGAGACAGUUUAGUUAAUGAAAAGGAAAGAUAUGAACCUGAAUUAGCAAUCAAAAAAGCGCAACUUGAACAAUUAAAAUUGCAAUUAGAAGAGAAAGAAUUAGAUGAAGAAUUUGGACGACAAGAUACAGAAUCUGCUUAUGAAUUGUUAUCUGAACACUUUGCAGAAUUGAAUGAAAAAUUGGAAUCUCAUAAGAAAUAUUUAAACAUCCAAGAAUCUAAUAUUGAAAAAUUAGAAAAGAUUUUAGCUCAAUUAGCUUCUUUGUAUAACCCUAAUUUUAACGACCCUGCCGUUAAAGAUACCAUUCGUCAUUAUCAAGAAUAUGUUUCCAACAAGGAAACUGAAGUAAAGAGGGAUUUGAAAGAAACUGAUCAAAUUCUUGAAAAAUUGAAAGAAAAGGCUAAAUCUUUAACCAAUACUGGCAUUGGAAAUAUAGUUCCAACGAUUGGAAACGUGUUCCACUACUAUUUCCAAUUGUUUGCUAAUAAAUACUUAGAAAAGCAAAUUACAAGCAAGGUUCAAAAGUCAAACUUGUCUGUUAAUGAAUUGGGUAGUAAGAUCGAAGCUUUGGAAAAAGAUAUAAUAGCCACGGAAAAGAAGUUGAAUGAGAUCAACAAAGACUUGAAUUUGGAACUUGGACCAAACGAUAUCUUAAGAGCUUAUAGUCAAGCCACCGUCAGUAAGAAAUUAGGUGGAUAUCAUUACAAUAUCAAUCUUAUGAAAUCAAUCUAUCAAGAUGACGUCUUAAUUGGAAAAUUCAAGGAAUAUAAAGAUAACAAAGUUCAUUUCCAAGGAGGCUCAAAAUGUUGGAAUGGACCUUAUAGAUCUGCAGAUAUAGAAUUUGUUUGUGGAACCGGUCCUGAGAUUCUUUCAGUUAGUGAACCAGAAAAGUGUCAUUACCAUUUUAUUAUACAAGGUGAACUGUGGUGUGAACCAAUUACAGAAGACCAAAUACUUUCAGACUUUACUAUUGACUUUGAUAAAUUAUAA
Hemisphaericaspora subhashii is the source of this 1485-nucleotide messenger RNA. RefSeq lists its product as uncharacterized. The transcript has a single exon. The record is from RefSeq and is a predicted model, not a curated record. Gene Ontology annotation, cellular component: glucosidase II complex. Lineage: Eukaryota; Fungi; Ascomycota; Pichiomycetes; Serinales; Debaryomycetaceae. Gene Ontology annotation, biological process: N-glycan processing. Bases 1 to 1485 code for a protein of 494 amino acids.